GAUUUUCCUCUCAGCAGCUAGGGGUUCUAUCUUCCCCAUUCAUUUCACGUUCACCUUCCGAACCCCAGAGCUAGGGUUUUCUCAAGAGGAAGAGAACCAUGGAGGUUUCGUGUCCCCAACUCACACUCGCUACCGUCAGCGGCUCCAACCACAAGGACCGACCACCACGAGGGGUUGUCGACGGCGACGCCAGCAUCUUCGCCGGUAGAAGCACCACCGGUUGCGCCAGACCACCGUCUUGCCUCUUCUUCUUCGUGCGAAACCGGCCCCAAAUCCGAGAUCUCGCCGUUCUCGCCAUCGCCGGCGAAAUCCACGACCGUAAGCCGCGAGCCAAGGCCGCGCCGGUGACGCUGUCCGCUACCGAAGUUGUCGCCGGUCGUCGGGUCUUCUACGCCUCCUCUUUCCUUCACGUGCGAGCUCUUUCCUUCCUCCGUAGAGCAACGGCGACUCGCACAGGAACACCACCAGCGCCACGAAUCACAGCCAAAGUUGUCGCCGUUCAUCCAAUCACUACUUCUCGGGCCAUGAACAAAACCAACCACCGUUGUCCUCGCCGGGAUUCGCUUACACGUCAGCGUCGCCGGCACCACUCUCCUUCGAGAGUCUUUUUCCUCCGAUGCCAAGCAUUUCCAGCAACAUCAUCGCCGGUGUCAAGGACGUAUUGGCCAUGGGUAGCGAAGCCAGAGAUGGACGAGGCAAGUUGUUCUGGGGAACGGUCUUGAAUGGCACAGGAUUUUCGAUUUUGUCUGUGUUGGUUUGAUAUAGGUGAAAAAGGAUUUUGAGAUUGAAGGUAAUUGCGGCAGACAUGCGUAUGAUCUGUUAGGGGGGAAAACUAUUAUUUUUUUUUUUAUGUUCGUAUGAGAACUGAUAUGAAUGCCUCUGCUGCCUCUGUUUUCUCUUUAUUACAUUUUUAGAGCGUUUUCUGGAUGCAGGGAAAUAGAAUAUUGAAGUCCUGACGCUGGACUUUGGAUGUUGGGAGUGUAUGCCUAUCUCCUAUUGUUAGUUAAGUGAAAUUUAUAGGCAUUGAAANUGCAUUUUGGGUGCAGUUUUGAUUGACAGAGAAUAUCACGAAGCAAAUAAGCACAUUCAUGAGCAUAUAGAUGGGCAUGGUCAAAGAGCUUGGGUAUACGAAGACUUACCUCCGCGGCUUCCAAACUUUUCCUUUGGUUCUACUCUCUCUGACUCUCUUCGAUUGAACUUUUCUUAUGAUUAUCCAAUGGUCAUGCAGGCGUAAGAAGGUUGAAUGGGAGGUUCAAGGAUGGCAAGUAAAGUGAAGGCAAAUGGUUUAUGGAUGACCGUGAGGUUUUCUCUCGACUAUCGAACGGUGAUGAUCAGUGAUAGUGGUGGUUCCUCUCUGAUGGUGAGGUCGAUAGGGAAGUGUUUUAAUCUCAAUAAUUGUUGCCCGAGUGUUCUCUCUCUGUGCUCUUGUCGUUCUCCUUGUGAUGGUCGAGGUUCUCUCUCUGUUUUUUGGAUUGUGAGUAUUGUAUGAGAAUAACACUCUUGCUUUGAUGGAUCUGUGCUCUCUCCUCUCUGUUGUUAUCCUGUAUGAAAAAUGUUCCCCCCUUUGAAUGACUAUGAUCAAACCAUUUUGAAAACCACCAAGCUCCUUUUCUGCUGCACUGCUUCCUGGGAGCUCUGGCAUAUCCUCUGGCGUAGGAUUUUCUUGUUCAAAAUAUCAUUCCCCUUUGAUGUAUGUUUGUCUGUGCUUUGCGUUGUAGGAGAGUUGAAUGCGUUGUGUUGUAAGGAAGCUUAAUUCAUGUUUGCGCGACUAAGAAUGGAAAGAAAGCAACAGUCUGCCAUACCUUUUUU
Messenger RNA from Vigna radiata var. radiata (mung bean), 1809 nucleotides. RefSeq lists its product as uncharacterized. The coding region runs from base 99 to 722 and encodes 207 amino acids. NCBI's taxonomy places the organism in Eukaryota, Viridiplantae, Streptophyta, Magnoliopsida, Fabales, Fabaceae. The record is from RefSeq and is a predicted model, not a curated record. The transcript is spliced from 2 exons.